AUGAUCUACAAAUUCUUCGGACUAGCCCCGAUCUCCAUAAAAAAUCUCACCUCCCAUCGGAGUAAACGACGUCUCCAGCCUCACAACCUGAUGUUCAAACGAUGUGUCCUCGGUAUCGUGUACACGUACACCCUGAUAAUCAUCGUGACAGGUGCUGCGGUAGUGACAGUCCCUCUUCUGAACAAAGGGCCCCAGAGUGACGCCGAUUUACUGAAUUCUGCCACGACGAUCAAAGGAGUCUUCGGGAUAUCCGUGAUGUUCGUCAUCUGGACGAUCGUCGCUGUUCAAUACAACAUGGCGUUGAAGAUCCUGAAUCGAAUAGUGGAGAUGGACAAGGAAAUGCUGAUCCUCCAGGACGUGUCCUCCGACACAUCGAAGAUCCAGAUCGUGGUGUUGUUCACAGGGAAUUGCACCGUCUGGAUCUCCAUUUUCGUCCUGGAGAUAUCGGUCGUCGAUGACUGGUACAAAGUCUGGACUCCCCUGCUCCUUCCCAGCAUGAUCAUGAACUGGUACGUCAUGCAGUACAUCUUCAUGCUGGUGAUGAUAGAGAGCCGGGUGGGGAGUGUCAACCGGGGGUUCCUGAUGAUCGCUAAGAGGAGACUCGCGACCCUGGUCUACUCCAACGCUAGACCAGCGGAUUUGAACGAACGAAAAAUGGUGAACAACUUCUUGAUUCUUCGUCGAGGUCACGCCAUAUUGGCUGGAAUAUGUCGGGAUGUGUCGACGUAUUACUCGUUUCCAAUUCUUCCGACGAUAGCAUUCCUAUGUUGUGCUACGAUUUAUGAUUCCUAUUAUCUCGUGAUGCCGCUUGUGGUGCCCUCGAAUGACACGUCGAUACUGGAGAUCGCGAAUAUGAUAUGCUGGCUGUUGAUGGAAAUGCUGCCAGUUGUUGUGCUCGCAGUGUACGUCACCAGGGUUCUCAAUCAGAUGGAGAAGACCGGGAGUAUUGUCUUCAAUGUCCUGUCGCAAUCCGCCCUGACGUACGUCGCCAAGAACGAGCUGGCGGAAUUCUCGGUUGAACUGCUGCACAGAAAAAUUCAAUUCACCGCAUACGGAAUAUUCUCCCUCGACGGAACGUUAAUCAGAUCGAUUUUUGGAAUGCUCGCUACGUAUCUGAUAAUCCUCAUGCAGUUUCAAAUAAAUCAUAGAUCAGAUGAUGUCGAGUCGACAAGUGCUUCAUCAGACUCAUCAAACCAGUGAACAUGACGAGGUGUCAGUGAGGGUGAAGAG
Molecule: messenger RNA, 1230 nt
Organism: Diachasmimorpha longicaudata
Lineage: Eukaryota; Metazoa; Arthropoda; Insecta; Hymenoptera; Braconidae
Product: gustatory and pheromone receptor 39a-like
Exons: 4
Coding region: 1-1200 (399 amino acids)
Biological process (GO): male courtship behavior; sensory perception of taste; chemosensory behavior
Cellular component (GO): neuronal cell body; dendrite; axon
Source: RefSeq, a predicted model, not a curated record